UCAACGUUGCUCGGAAACAACUUCUACACAUCAAAGCUGGUGGUUGCUUAGUUACAUACAGAUUUUUUUUUUGCUUUUGCUGCCCACUUGAAUGACGUUGGUAUCAGGCUAAACUAUACAGUAGUAUUCAUCUCGUCUGUUUGUAGCGAAUGUUGCCGUGUAUUUAAAAAUUUUAUAAUUUCAAAAUAUUAAAAAUACUUCUAGAAAUCAACUGUAGCGAAAAGUAGUUCAGAAAAUUGUAUUUAAUACAGUGUAAAAAGCUAUGUUAGCUUUAAAAUUAUGUAGAAAGGAUCAGACUAUUAUGAUCUGUGUGGUGCUAAUCUUGGAGUUGCUGGCUAUUCCAAUCAACAGCGUGACAUCCGGAAGUAAGAAUAAAACGGAAAUUCUUAUCAAGAAGACGAUGCUCUCUCAGCAAGGUGUAAAAAUCCGUGCAAUGGAACAGAAGCGGACUGACAGUCGGCUUCCCUUACCUCCUCGAUACAUGUUGGAUCUGUACGCCCGCUAUCGGUCUGGCCAGUACCUUAACAACAAGAAUCGUGGAGACACUGUUCGUAGCAUUCUACCAAAAAAGGGAAAAUUGGAGGGCAAACAUAUUCUUAUAUUCAACUUAAGUGGAAUCCAUCCCACUGAACGUAUACUUAAUGGAGAACUUCAUAUACCAAGAAGAUGGAAAAUCAAAUAUGGUAAACACCAAAAACAAGACUCCACUGUGUACCAUUUAGUGCUGAUAGACUACAGUAAGACAACGGUUACCGUUCUCGAGAAGCUGACUAUGGACCAUCAAGGACAAGGUUGGCAGAAUUAUGACGUCACAAAGCCAAUAACAGCAUGUCAUGAGAAAAAAACGUGUGGGAGUGUAUUUGCUAUGAAACUAGAAGUCCGUCGAAGUAGAGGCAAAUAUAAGACUGUGAACAUAUGGAGGAUUAUACGCAAAACCUCCAAACCAUUUCUCAUAAUAUUUUCUGAAGAUGACAAAAGGAACGAAACAAUCGAAGACUUAGACGAAAGAUUUUUAUUUUAUGACAACUUGAAAAAGAGUAAUAUGAUGUCUCUUUCUUACCAGGAAACGAAGCAGCAGCUGCUCAAUCGUUCGAAACGAUCUACAUGGGACAAUGAACUUCCCAUUGACCCAAUACAUACAAACAAAAUUCCAGACCCAAAUGUUAAUGCUUUUCAUUCUCACACAGAAACCCAAAAACGUGACCCAAGUCUUAUUCCUUACCCAGAGGAAACCAAUUACUGGAAGUCAUUUGGAAAAUCUAAGGGUUUCAAGCGAAGAAACAGAAAGAAACGCAGAAGAAAAAACAGAAAAUUGCCCCACUUCCUCCAUCCCAAAGGUGAACAAAUCCAUGAAAAUGACGCUUCCCUUCAUAACAAGUAUGGAACUUUUUCAGACCUAUGUCGACGAAGAAAGCUAAGAGUAAACUUUGCUGAUAUUGGCUGGAGUAGAUGGAUCAUUGCCCCAACCUCACUGGAGGUCCACUUUUGUUCUGGCCAUUGUCCAUUUCCUCUAACGAAGAAUUUUCGGCCGUCAAAUCAUGCUACAAUCCAGAGUAUUGUGAACGCUAUUGGGUUGAAUCCAGGUGUCCCUGCACCCUGUUGUGUCCCCGACUCCCUUUCUUCAGUUACUCUUCUUUACUUUGAUGAAGACGAAAAUGUUGUGUUGAAAAACUACCCUAACAUGUCAGUACAAAAUUGUGCCUGUCGUUGAUUGUGGCUCCAUCUGUUGGAACGUCAAGUGUUUUGCACAAUGUUCAUAGUGAAUCUAUUAUAGGGUAAAAUUUCUACUAUUUCGUUUCUUUAAAGAAAGAAAUACAAAGUUUAGGCUAGAAAUCAAACCGGGUAAAUAUACAUUUGUGCUUCCAAGUAAGUUUUAAGAUUGCAAUGGUCUUAUUCUCUUUGUUAUUAGUAGGUUUAAUGACGUCAAAACUAUACUAAAAUAUACGUCACUCAAGUGAAUUUUAUUGAACCUUGACAGCAUAGAUUUCAAGACAGAUGUUUAUAACCAAGUGGAUACACAAUAUUUUCAUGUAAAGUACAUAGGUUUAUAAAUAUUGUGUCGAUAUAAUUUAUUAUAUGUGUACUUACUUCAGAGAUCUAACAGGACAAUGUCAUGUAUACAUUUGGCAAGAGCGUUAACUAAAACAUAUCAUGACUUUCUAUAAUUUACUUUAAGUUCCAAAUAAACAAUAUCGUGUAUAACAUUUAACUUAGACUUUCAAAUGACCAAUGUCGUGCGUAACUAAUAUGUGAAGGUUUCAACUGAACAAUAGCAUGUAAUAUUUACCUAAGAGUACUUACUGAAUAAUAUCAUGUAUAAUUCUUAAUUUACAGCUGUAUCUCAACAAUUCAACUUUAAUAUUAGCUGAAAGUUUUUACAGUGUAAUGUAAUAUUUCACUGCAAGUUCUUACUGAAGAAUAUCGUGUAUAAUUCUUAAUUGAGAGCUUUAUCUCAACAAUAGUAAUUGUAAUCUUCUCUGAGAGUUUUAAAUGAACAAUGUCAUACAUAACAAGACAAUAUCCAACGUAAAAUUUAGCUAAAAAUCCGAUUAAACAAUGUCAAAGUAAUGCCUACUUAAUAAGGUUAAAAAUACGUUGUACGUAAUUUAUUGAACAAUUAGUAUCUAGUAUUUCCUGGUUACUUAAGAACACGAUUGUUGAUCCCACUAAAAGGUAAAACAACACGUAGAAAUAAACUUAUAGUGCUGAUUCGUAUAAUUACUUCUUACUAGGAGUAACUAAUCUAUAUUAAUCAAUUAGUUGUUCCUAAUUAUUGAACCUUGUUUAUGUGAGUAAAUUAUAUUUACGUCUGAUCUGAUCUGAGUAAUGUCCGCCACUUCCUUAGAAAAUUAAAAAAUUACUACGAGGCCAGAAAGUUAUUAUCAAACUUUAAUAGGU
This is a messenger RNA of Limulus polyphemus (Atlantic horseshoe crab), 2898 nucleotides long. Its product is annotated as growth/differentiation factor 10-like. Gene Ontology annotation, biological process: BMP signaling pathway; SMAD protein signal transduction. The record is from RefSeq and is a predicted model, not a curated record. Gene Ontology annotation, cellular component: extracellular region. The transcript has 3 exons. Bases 263 to 1711 code for a protein of 482 amino acids. Gene Ontology annotation, molecular function: cytokine activity; growth factor activity. NCBI's taxonomy places the organism in Eukaryota, Metazoa, Arthropoda, Merostomata, Xiphosura, Limulidae.